AGGUCCGCGCUCGCCGGCUCCCAUUGCAGCCAGCGCCGCUCGCUCCGUCGCGGCCGCUUCCCUCUGGCGGCGGUGCGUCCUGCUCCUCCCGAGCAACUUUGCGGCGGGCGCAGAGGCCCGAGGCCGUCGCGGCGCCGCCUGCGCCCACUCGCGGGCCGGAUGGACUCCAGCGCCCCUCCUCUGAGCCCCUCUGGUCCAUAUCCUCCGCCGCCACUGCAGCCCCAGUCCCGCUCACGGCUCAACGCCACUGCCUCGGUGGAGCAGGAGAAGAGCGGGACGUCCCGAGCUCCUGGACCCCAAGUUGGGCCUGGACCAGAUGUGGGAGACGCCGCUGCCCCAGCCGGGCCCCAGGGCCCGCGUGCCAGGAGCCGAGAAAGAGUGGACGGAACGGGGCCCGUGAAGGGAGACAUGGAAACCCCCUUUGAAGAAGUCCUGGAGAAGGCCAAGGCCGGGGACCCCAAGGCGCAGACAGAGGUGGGGAAGCGCUACCUGCAGCUCGCCGGCGAUGCGGACGAGGAGGUGAACAACUGCACUGCCGUGGACUGGCUCAUCCUCGCCGCCAAGCAGGGCCGGCGCGAGGCCGUCAAGCUGCUGCGCCGGUGCCUGGCGGACAGGAAAGGCAUCACUUCCGAGAAUGAGCAGGAGGUGAAGCAGCUCUCCUCCGAGACCGACCUGGAGCGGGCCGUGCGCAAGGCGGCCCUGGUCAUGUACUGGAAGCUCAACCCCAAGAAGAAGAAGCAAGUGGCCGUGUCGGAGCUGCUGGAGAACGUCGGUCAGGUCAAUGAGCACGAUGGAGGGGCACAGCCAGGCCCCGUCCCCAAGUCCCUGCAGAAGCAGAGGCGAGUGCUGGAGCGCUUGGUCAGCAGCGAAGCCAAGAACUACAUCGCACUGGAUGACUUCGUGGAGAUCACUAAGAAGUACGCCAAGGGCAUCAUCCCCACCAACCUGUUCCUGCAGGACGACGAGGAUGACGAGCUGGCGGGGAAGAGCCCCGAGGACCUGCCCCUGCGCCUGAAGGUGGUCAAGUACCCCUUGCACGCCAUCAUGGAAAUCAAAGAGUACCUGAUCGACGUGGCCUCGCGGGCGGGCAUGCACUGGCUGUCCACCAUCAUCCCCACCCACCACAUCAACGCCCUCGUCUUCUUCUUCAUCAUCAGCAACCUGACCAUCGACUUCUUUGCCUUAUUCGUCCCCCUGGUCGUCUUCUACCUGUCCUUCGUCUCCAUGGUGAUCUGCACCCUCAAGGUCUUCCAGGACGGGAAGGCCUGGGAGAGCUUCCGCACCCUCACGGGCCUGCUGCUGCGCUUCGAGCCCAACCUGGACGUGGAGCAGGCCGAGGUGAACUUCGGCUGGAACCACCUGGAGCCCUACGUCCACUUCCUGCUGUCCGUCGUCUUUGUCAUCUUCUCCUUCCCCAUCGCCAGCAAGGACUGCAUCCCCUGCUCGGAGCUGGCCGUCGUGUGCGUCUUCUUCACCGUCACCAGCUACAUGAGCCUGAGCACGUCUGCCGAGCCCUACACCCGGAGGGCCCUGGUGACCGAGGUGGCCGCCGGCCUGCUCUCCCUCCUGCCCACCGUGCCCUUGGACUGGCGCUACCUGAAGCUCCUGGGCCAGACCUUCUUCACCGUGCCCAUCGGCCACUUCGUCGUCCUCAACGUCAGCGUCCCCUGCCUGCUCUACGUCUACCUGCUCUAUCUCUUCCUCCGCAUGGCCCAGCUGAGGCAUUUCAAGGGCACCUACUGCUACCUGGUCCCCUACCUGGUCUGCUUCAUGUGGUGUGAGCUCUCCGUGGUCAUCCUGCUCCAGUCCACCGGCCUGGGGCUGGUCCGCGCGUCCAUUGGCUAUUUCCUCUUCCUCUUCGCUCUCCCGAUCCUGGUGGCCGGCCUGGCGCUGAUGGGCGUGGUGCAGUUUGCCCGCUGGUUCGUGUCCCUGGAGCUCACCAAGAUUGCGGUCACCAUGGUGGUCUGUAGCAUCCCCCUGCUGUUCCGCUGGUGGACCAAGACCCACUUCUCUGUGGUGGAGAUGGUCAAGUCCCUGACGCGGAGCUCCCUCGUCAAGCUCAUCCUGGUGUGGAUCACGGCCAUCGUGCUCUUCUGCUGGUUCUACGUGUACCGGUCAGAGGGCAUGAAGGUCUACAACUCCACGCUGACCUGGCAGCAGUACGGCUUCCUGUGCGGGCCACGGGCCUGGAAGGAGACCAACAUGGCACGCACCCAGAUCCUGUGCAGCCACCUGGAGGGCCACAGGGUCACUUGGACGGGCCGCUUCAAGUACGUCCGGGUGACGGAGAUUGACAACAGCGCCGAGUCGGCCAUCAACAUGCUCCCGUUCUUCAUCGGCGACUGGAUGCGCUGCCUCUACGGCGAGGCCUACCCCUCCUGCAGCCCCGGCAACGUCUCCACGGCCGAGGAGGAGCUCUGCCGCCUCAAGCCGCUGGCCAAGCACCCCUGCCACAUCAAGAAGUUCGGCCGGUACAAGUUCGAGCUCACAGUGGGCAUGCCCUACAGAGGCGCCGAUGGCUCCCGCAGCCCGGAGGAGGACGACGUCACCAAGGACAUCGUGCUGCGGGCCAGCAGCGAGUUCAAGGACGUGCUGCUGCACCUGCGCCAGGGCAGCCUCGUCGAGUUCAGCACCAUCCUCGAGGGCCGCCUGGGCAGCAAGUGGCCUGUCUUCGAGCUCAAGGCCAUCAGCUGCCUCAACUGCAUGGCCGAGCUCUCGCCGGCCAGGCGGCACGUGAAGGUCGAGCACGACUGGCGCAGCGUGGUGCACGGCGCCGUGAAGUUCGCCUUCGACUUCUUCUUCUUCCCGUUCCUGUCGGCGGCCUGACCACGGCCCCGCCUGGGGGUGGUGUGGGCAUGUGUCGCUGCGGGGCCUUUCCCGUGUGGCCGCCCCACCAGACGGCACAACACUAACCCUGAGUGUGCAUGUGUGUGUGUGCUCCCAUGUGUAAACGCAGGGCUUCGGAGACCUCUGUCUAUGUGUAAUCUGCUCACACUUCCCUGAAUGGGCUGACUGCUUUAGCUCUGUCCACUUUGAAUGCCAGCGUCGCUGGAAAUUGCAUGCACAGUCUUGUCCCCCCAUCCCGACCUUUCAGAGCGGAGCUGGCGCCAGGCUAGACUAGGAUUCCUGUGUCCUGAAAAGCACUUUACAGAUGACAUUCUCCCUCCUCCCCCGCCCCUCCGAGCACCCAUGCCCCGUAUUUACCUUGGUAUUGGAUUUGUUUUUGAAAGAACCAAAUGUGCUGGUGUGUAAACUCCA
Ceratotherium simum simum (southern white rhinoceros) is the source of this 3258-nucleotide messenger RNA. RefSeq names its product wolframin ER transmembrane glycoprotein (gene WFS1). Gene Ontology annotation, molecular function: protein binding. The record is from RefSeq and is a predicted model, not a curated record. NCBI's taxonomy places the organism in Eukaryota, Metazoa, Chordata, Mammalia, Perissodactyla, Rhinocerotidae. Gene Ontology annotation, cellular component: endoplasmic reticulum; endoplasmic reticulum membrane. Gene Ontology annotation, biological process: endoplasmic reticulum unfolded protein response; calcium ion homeostasis.